Acanthosepion pharaonis is the source of this 612-nucleotide messenger RNA. The record is from the annotation of a GenBank genome assembly. Lineage: Eukaryota; Metazoa; Mollusca; Cephalopoda; Sepiida; Sepiidae.
AUGAAUUUGGCCUCCUUACCUUUUAGAUUUCCUCCACCCUCUUUUAUUCUUCAUUUUACCAUUUUUCAAGCAAUGGUGGUGACCUUUCUUUUAUUCUUCUCUACCCUUCUUCCCAAUUCUUUCAUUCAUUCAAUCCUCCACCUAUUACUUUUUAUUUCCAUUAUAGAUUCUUCCUCUACCCUUCUUCCCCCUCUUUUUCAUUCAUUCAAUCCUCCACCUAUUACUUUUAUUUCCAUUAUAGAUUCUUCCUCUACCCUUCCUCCAACUCUUUCGUUCAUUCAAUCCUCCACUUUUAUUUCCAUUAUAGAUUCUUCCUCUACCCUUCUUCCCACUCUUUCAUUCAUUCAAUCCUCCACCUAUUACUUUUAUUUCCAUUUAGAUUCUUCCUCUACCCUUCUUCCCACUCUUUCAUUCAUUCAAUCCUCCAUAGAUUCUUUACCCUUCUUCCCAUUAUCUUUCAUUCAUUCAAUCCUCCACCUAUUACUUUUAUUUCCAUCAUUCAUUCAAUCCUCCACCUAUUACUUUUAUUUCCAUUAUAGAUUCUUCCUCUACCCUUCUUCCCACUCUUUCAUUCAUUCAAUCCUCCACCUAUUACUUUUAUUUCCAUUAUAG